This is a messenger RNA of Penicillium cataractarum, 1065 nucleotides long. RefSeq names its product putative Swr1p complex component (Swc5) (gene swc5). The record is from RefSeq and is a predicted model, not a curated record. Bases 1 to 1065 code for a protein of 354 amino acids. Lineage: Eukaryota; Fungi; Ascomycota; Eurotiomycetes; Eurotiales; Aspergillaceae. The transcript has 2 exons.
AUGUCCGCCGACCCGAAUGCCCCAUCGGCUCUCGACCUUGAAGAUGAGCCAUACGAGUCCGCUGAGGAUGAAGAUUUCCAGCUCGACCCAGCUCAAGACGAGUCCGAGCUAUCCUCAUCCGAGGAUGAGGUUGCCGAACCCGCGAAGAAGAAGCGCAAGACCGAUAAGAAAGACGAGACUGUCGCAGACGAACUAGAUUCCGGCGACGAAGCCACGAUACAGAAAGCGCGGGAUAAACGGAAUAAACUCAAGAAGAAAAAGGGCAAGGGCAAGAAUGUGGCCGACGACGAGGAUAUUGAUUUCGACGAGGAUGAGGAAGGGGGAACUGGAGGUUUCGUACGGACACGCGCGAUGAAGAAACAUAUACAGGAAGAGGAGGACCGUAACCCGCUGGCUCGAAUCGACGGCGCCACGGUGGAUGUCGAUGCCCUGUGGGCGCAGAUGAACGCCCCCGAGAGUCAACUGGGCCUGCAAGCAUCCCAGAUCGAGGGCAAGGAUGAACCGGCUCCAGACGAAUCCGACCGUGUCGCCGAUACGAGCGCGCCAACGCAGCGUGCCCCAGAUCCGGAAGACAAUACGCGCCAUGGCCAACGCAAAGAACAAAUGGUGAAGAUCAAGCGCACAUACAAGUUUGCGGGUGAGAUGAUCACCGAGGAGAAAGUGGUUCCGAAGGACUCUGCCGAGGCGAAGGCCUUCCUGUCUAGCGGCGAGAAUGUGGAAUUCGCCGAGGUCGAGGAUGCCAAUGGCAUGAAUGGCACUGCCAACUUGCGCCGUCCUCUCCGGAAGGUCUCGCGAUUCGACCCCAACCCAACCGGCUUGAUCAAGAAGAGCUGGGAGAAACAGGCUAUUAUAGAGGGCGCGGCAGACGCAACCGGGCCCAAGAUCAACACCGUCGAGAAGUCCAGACUCGACUGGGCACAGUAUGUGGAUCAGGCUGGGAUCAAGGACGAACUGCGGACACACAGCAAAGCCAAGGAAGGAUAUAUGGGCCGUAUGGACUUUUUGGGUCGUAUGGAAUCCAAACGAGACGAGGAAGCCAGACAGGCCCGUCUCAAAGGCAUGUGA